This is a messenger RNA of Colletotrichum truncatum, 1437 nucleotides long. Its product is annotated as calcium proton exchanger. Lineage: Eukaryota; Fungi; Ascomycota; Sordariomycetes; Glomerellales; Glomerellaceae. Gene Ontology annotation, biological process: intracellular calcium ion homeostasis; calcium ion transmembrane transport. Gene Ontology annotation, molecular function: calcium:proton antiporter activity. The record is from RefSeq and is a predicted model, not a curated record. Gene Ontology annotation, cellular component: fungal-type vacuole membrane.
AUGUCUGGAAAUUCAGCCAACCGUCAUUUCCGCGAACAGGUUCGCUCCUGGGGCAGCACCAAUAAGCCCAACGGCCGCGAUGGCGAGGCAGACGAGAACUCGCCUCUCCUCAACGGCAACCACUCCGGCUACCAUGCCCAUAAUGGCAACGGCGCCAAUGGCGACGACCACUACAACGGCAACAAGACGCUCAAGUUUCUGUUUGAUGCGAGGCAUACUCCUGGCACCGAUAGCAGCAACAUCGCUGUGAAGUACUCGUCCCAUAUCUGGCACGUCACCAAGGUCACUCUCCUCAGCAACUAUGUCAACUUCCUACUCGUCAUGGUCCCCAUUGGCAUCGUCGCUGGAGAGUCCAACUGGAGCUCAACCGCUGUUUUCACCAUCAAUUUCUUCGCCAUUAUCCCGCUUGCCGCCGUCUUGUCGUUUGCGACCGAACAGAUUUCGAUGAAGCUGGGCGAAGCUUUGGGAGGAUUGCUCAAUGCUACCUUUGGAAAUGCCGUCGAACUGAUUGUCAGCAUUGUCGCCUUGAGAGACGGCCAGAUUGAGGUCGUCCAAUCGUCCAUGCUAGGCUCAAUUCUGUCCAACUUGCUCCUCGUCAUGGGCAUGUGCUUCUUUUUUGGCGGUAUUGUCAAUAUGCGCGAUAGGGUUACGGGCCAGGGCAUGGAACAGAGCUUCGCCUCUGCCACAGCGCAGACCACUUGCUCGCUGAUGACGCUGUCAUCAGCUUCGCUGGUUAUCCCUGCUACGCUCUACUCAGUACUUGACAAGGCAGAGUCUGCCGAGAAGGAGCACAGCAUUUUAGUGCUUUCUCGAGGUACUGCCAUUAUCCUUCUGGCGCUGUAUGUCAUGUACCUUUGGUUCCAGCUCCGCACCCACCCCAACCUUUUCGAUGCCGAGAUUCAGCAACACCUCGAGGAGGAGGCCGAGGAGCCUGUCAUGGGCCCUAUCGCUGCCGGCUUGGUUCUCGUCGUUACCACUGUUUUGGUCGCCAUCUGCGCCGACUACUUGGUCGGAAGCAUUGAUGAUCUCGUCGAAAGCGCACACAUUAGCAGGAACUUCAUCGGUCUAAUCCUGAUUCCCAUCGUCGGUAAUGCUGCGGAGCAUGUUACUGCCGUCGUUGUAGCCAUUAGGAACAAGAUGGACCUUGCCAUGGGUGUCGCCAUCGGCUCUAGCAUUCAGAUCGCCCUUCUCGUCACGCCUUUCCUCGUUAUCCUCGGAUGGGCUGUCCUCGACAAGCCCAUGACUCUUCACUUCGAGACUUUUGAGACCGUCGCCUUUGCAUUCUCUGUAUUGGUUGUUACGUACACUGUGCAGGACGGCAAGUCCAACUACCUCGAGGGAGCCAUGUUGCUUGGCCUCUACUUUAUCAUCGCCUUGGCUUUCUACGUCAGCCCUAGCGAUGCCAUUGACCGGGUUCUGUCCGUCGUCAAGGGCUGA